GAGAGACACUGUAGGGUGACACAGAGAUCUCCCAGAGGAGCUCCAGCUCUCAGGCGGUGAAAGACAAGCAGGAGAAGACCGUUUGGUCCGGGCACAGGAGAGUCUUCAAUGGCUAAUCAAGAGUGGGCAAGGUGGGGAUACGAGGACACCGAGGCAUGCGGACCACGGCCUGGUUCUGGAAACUGACUAACCUUCCACUUCUUCUUUCGCGAGAGAUGAGCAAAGACAAGAGAAAAUAGCAGGAAGAAAGAAAAGAAAAAACAAGCAACUACUCGCAACCGAGAAGGGGAGAUGUCCAAGACGUCUUCCCGCCUGGGUCGACCUGGAUCCAAGAACUUCAGUUCAAGGAUGGACCUGCAAGGUAACCGCUCAUGCAUGCUGCGCAUCGGGGAGAGGCUGAUGAGAGCCGGCAGCGAGGGAAACUUGGCCCCAAGGCCCUUUUUGACCCAGAGCCAGAACCAAAACAAGGCUUCCGGAUUAGGACAAGGACCUGAUGGAACAACCAAAGUGGACUCCUCUGUGGAGGACAAGGUCCUGGAGCCUGCAGGGAAGUAUUGUAGUGAAGACCCCGGGACCCCGUCUGUGGCCCCCUGCGCCUCGGCUCUGAGCUGUGAGGCGGAGCCAGUGAGCACGCGUCACGCCAACAACAACCUGUUCCCGGACCCCGGUGGACCUCCCGCCUCUCCCGCCACGCGUCCUCGAAACCACGUGGAGAGUGUGCAGGUGGCGAGGAAGAAGGAGGUGUUCCUGGACCACCUGAGGCAGAAGUAUCCCGACCACGCCGACAUCAUCCUGGGACACCACGAGGAGAAGAUGCGGGGCCCCGUGGCCCCUGGGGGUCGGUGUGAAGCAGACAUGAGUGAUGGAGACUGGCAGACGGUCCCUUUCUCCAGGGGCUGCAGGUCCAGGUCUAGUCUGCCUGUGGGACGAUCUGGCAACCAAGACCAGGAGCCGCUUGGUGUGCUGUACCUGCAGUAUGGAGACCAGACCAAGCAGGUCCACGUGGCCACAGAGAUCAGCAGUGAGCAGGACCUGCACCACCUCUUUCUGGCGGCUUUCCCUCAGCAGCUCACCGCCAACAUGCUAACGUCUCCCAACAUGGCCGUCUACAUCAAAGACGCUCGCCGCAACCUCUACUUCCACCUGGAGGACCUCAGAAACAUCACAUCCCGCUCAUGUCUGAAGGUUUAUCACAAAGAUCCAUCGCACGUGUUCAACCGCCACGCCCGGCCCGCCGCCGCAGAAGGACGGGUGGCGUACGGCAGUCACAGUCCAGUCCACACGCUGUCAUCGCCUGGCCGAGCCGCCCUGCAGAGCUCCAUGUCGCCCCCUAUGGUGCGUUCAAUGCCCUCCUCGCCCUCCAGGUUGGCCUACAGUGGGAGGAGCUCCCCGGCGGGGGCGGGGGCGGAUGCGGGCGGUGCUGCCUUGCUCAGUGACCGGCUAUCUGGGACGGGGCGGUCCGGCAGCUUGAGCGGCAGCAGCGCCAUACUGGAGAGGAGAGACGUCAAACCUGAUGAAGACGUAAACAACAACAAGAAGAAGACCAUGGCCCUGGUGCUGCGUGCAGAAGGAGGACUACAUUACCCAGAAUCCCUCAGCAGCUUAGCUUCCUGCCAGAGUAGUGCUUCUUCUUCACUAGCAGCAGACGUGCAGGACUGUGGUCUCUCUGGCAUCUCUGCUGGUCUGCAGCAGUACCACGCCUCCAUCAAACCUCUACUGGGUCACCAAGACACCUUGGAACACCAAACACAAUCCUCACACAGACAAAGAGGAAACAGGAAGUACGCCGACAGCCAACUUCCUGCCUUCCCCAGCCAAACCCCGCCCCCUUCCCCUCAAAGAGUGAAAGAAGUGAAGAUGGCCAAUCAGAUCAUCGGGGGGUUAGGUCUGGUCUCCGCAGACAAGAUGGCUUCCAGGCGGACACCUUCAAGGCGGGAAAGUGAGGGCGUUGCCAUGGAGACCAUGAGCAGGAGCAGAGGCAGUGGCUCCUCCUCCUCCUCCUCCUCCGUCUUUCUGGACUUUGGCCCCGCCCCCUCUGAACCGCUGGGUCACAUGACCGCCUUCCACGCUCAGAGUGAGAGACUGAGGGCCAUGGAGGAACAGAUCUCCAGUCUAGCAGGAAUGGUCCAACAUGUUUUGUCCACAGGAGACAAGAACACAUUUGUCAGUGAGAGCAGAGAGAAAAGUCCAGCAGUUGCGAUGAGCGACAGAAUUAGUUCCGCCUCCUCCGUCGCUCGCCAGGCUCCGCCCACCGAGAGCAAAGCCCAGCAGAGUUUGGCGCAGCUGACAAGAAGUGUGUGUGACCUUCGACUGCAGCUGACUCACCUGAGACACCUGCAGGUGUCGCAGCAGCAAAGCACCAGGUCCAUGCUGCGGAUGGCCGAGCAGGAGCUGGUCUUGCUGAUGUCCGAGCGCUGGUCUCAGACCGAGGACAGGACUUGUGGACCACGAGCCCAGAUGGAGGAGGAGAGACUGCACUACCUGGCCACUGAGGAGAGCAUCCUGCAACAACUCAGCCACCUGGAGGCGUACGUGAGUCGCUUGCAGACAAGCGGCGUUUCUUUUCCUGCCCACGUGCCCACGGCCCUGAGAGACGUGGAGGAGGGGGCGGUGAACCUGCGCAGAGUCGGCCAGACCCUCGCCGCCCUGAAAGAAGAGUUUCCGGAACUGCAAGUGAAGAUGCGCUCAAUGCUCCGGUUGGAGAUGGACGCGGUGCGGUUUUUGAAGGAGGAGCCCCACAAGAUGGACUCCAUGUUGAAGAGGGUCAAAGCCCUGACUGAAGCUCUCAGCUCCCUCCGCAGAUGCGUGUCGGAAUCAAGUCCCCCAGCCAGGGGGGAGUCCGUAAGAGUCCUGGAAGCGGACCAGGAGCGGAGUCCGCACACCUCCCCGAAACCGCAGCCCCGAAACCGCGCUCCACCUGGUCUCCCUUCCACUUUAGCGCAGCCUGAGCUGGUGUUUGCAGGCCCAGGUUCUCCGGUCUCAACACGCAGAGUGAAGACCACCGUGAUCCAAGCCCACCAGCAUAGUCCGCCCCUGACGCCCACCCACGGUCGAGACCUACCAACUGUGGCUAAGGUGAGUCCUCGCAGUCGAGAGGGAAGCCCCGCCCUGCAGAAGCGGUCUGGUCCUGACACCGUCCGCUCCGGUGAAGUUCACAGGUCCAGUGUGCCAGAACCCAGUCACACCUUGGACCAGACUGCAGGGAGACAAAGUCCAGAAGGAAGUCCCAAGCGGACCUCCGAGGUCACCAAAGACUUGGACCAAGUCCUCCGGGAGGCCCGGGCCAGUCUGACCAAGUCCACCCCGGACCCGGGUCCGUCCCACGGCGGAGGGGCUCACUCGGAGAACCCCUUGGACCUGACCCUGCAAGCGUCACCGGGUGGAGGUCAGGAACACAGACCGGGUGGAGGUCAGGAACACAGACCGGGUGGAGGUCAGGAACACAGAUCGACACAGCGGAGUCAACAAGCGGCUCUUUCUCUGCUGGAGACCAAAGCAGAAGCAGAAGCUCCUCCGUCGGCGUCUCCGAGCAGCAGGCGGAGCCCCCGGCCGCAGGUGGAGAAGCCUCGGCGACCCAGCGUGGAGAAGAAGCCGAGUCCCGACCCAAGUCACUCCUCCCCGAGUCCCCCGAGGAGGUCGCAGGCCCUCAGCAGCGGUGUAGCCGCGGGAAGGAGUGGAGAAGUUCUCUUCACCGCCAGGAAGGAAGCUGCUGGAUCACAGAAGGACGUGGGAGACAAAGAGACGUCUGUUGUUCCUCAAGCUAAACCCCCGAGACAAGCGCCAGAAGUCAAACCUAAACCUGUGGACGCUCCUGCGGACCAUGAAGCUGACCGGAGGUUUAUGAAAGAACUGCAGGUUACUCCAGAAACGCCCAGCAGUACUUUGCCAAGUGAGAAAGGUAUGUUCGAAGUCCAACCAAAGACACUUCCAGAAGCAAAGGUGGCUGGUCAGAAUCCCUCGCUGACAAUGAACACCAAGUCAAAGUCCCAUGUAGAACCUCCUGGUGGUCGCCCUGACAACCAUUCGAUGACUGUCGCAUCAGGGGGAGUCUAUAAAUCUGGGCAAGGGUCUCACCAGAACGAAGAAAACAAAAUAGUCGAACACGAAUCGAAGUCCAACGUUAUGCGAACUCUGAAGAGUGAGGGACCUCCAAGUGCAGUCUCCAGAACUGAUCAAGUCCAAAACAUUGAGGAACGUUUGAGCCAAGAUAAAGAGGGCGUGUCUCGGGUGGCCAGAACGGGCGAUCGGGCAACCGUCCGUUCAAUCCCAGAAAACAGGAUUUUAACAACAGACACAGAAAUAGCUGCUGAGCUUGAGAAGUGUGCUCUCAGUUUAGCAGACUUGCAAAGACCACAAACUUCAGGCGUUUGUGUCCAAGAAUCGUCGCCAGACCGUAAGCAGGACCCAAAUGCAGACAUGGACAGAAAUGGCAAGCAGCCAACCCAAAAGCUCGAUUUGCAGCACUCUGAAGAAGAAGGGAGUUUGAGUCCUGAUAUUUUAGACGAUGGGGGAUCACCUCCCCCACCUCCUCCAGCCAGUAAGAUUGCCCUUCGCUUGGCAAAGAAAAAAAUCAGAGCACGGUCCAAAGAACAAGAUCUGGACCGAGGGAAUGUCUCUGGCACCCAAACAACAGCAGCUUUAGGAAAAGCGGUGCAGCCCAUUGGUCGGGUUUAUGAUAACCAAGGUUUUGAGGACAAUGAUGGCUAUGACAAGCAGCCCUUUAUUGACCUUCAGUUAGACUUUAAGCGCCUGUCUACGAUCUUUGAAUCAGAGGAGGAUCUGGAUCGGAUUGUUUCUCCAGUGAGUCCUGUGGCAGAGGAGGAUGUUGAGCAAGUCUCCUUAGCAAACAUAAGCUCAGGAUCCAAAGACAUUUCACUGCCAAACCGACCUCAAACAGAUAACUCUGUGGAUGGAAACCAAGACAGGAGUAAACCAGUUUCACUCCCUAAGGCAGUGACUAAAUUUAAAUUCAAGUUUCCCAAAAGCAAACUGGCUGCUAUUGGCGUGACCAUUCGAUCAGGGAAAACCGGAAAGAAGACUCCUGAAGUGGCUGUACCAAAACAAGAGGAAGUAACGACAUCAGACCGAAAGCCUGAGUCCAAGAAACUGAGCAAAAAAUCUGGCAGGUUUAGGAUUCCUGGGUCCAAAAAAAACCUCAGCCAUGACAAGCUCAAUGGAACUAGUCCAGAUUCUUCUUUUACCAGCGAACACAUCUUUAAGCCCAAGUCCCACAGCCAAGCAGAAGAGCUGAGUAAGACAACCUCAAACUCCUUUGACAGUUUAGAUGAGUCCAUUAAACGUCUGGAAAUCAGCAAAGACAGUUUCAGAAGGUCUUCCUCUUCUGUGGCUCCUUUUCCUGCUGCGUUGCCCGCCUCUUCCUCCAGUGACAGGGCUCCUCCUUCAGGCAAGGUCAGGCGACAGAGGGAAGGAAGCCCAUCAAAGAGGCCGGCCUCUGAGAUCCCCACCAGCCCAAAUUCACCCAAGAGCAAGCGGGUCAAACCGCAACCUCCAAACUAACCAGUGAAAUCCUCUACCGAGAAACAGGUUUGACCUAGCCGGUUAGUUUCAUUGGUGAUGGAAACUUUGGUCUGUAUGACUGACGUGUUCUGGGGUUUCUGGUGAGGGUUUCUCUACGCUGGCAGAAAAAAGCUUAUUUUACAAAUCCAUACUAGAAAAAGACCAGCGCAGGUCAAUGUCCCGUCUGUAACAUCCAGGAUUGGUCGUUAAUAGGAAGAUCAGCAUCCUGAUAGCAAACACCCUUUCCAAAAACCCUUUGGUGUUUUGAUUUGCAACCUUACUGGCUUGAAGUCACUUCACACGUGGACUAAUGCAGCUUUCUGGUCACAUGUUCGUACUGCCUCUCUUCUGCAUUUUGUUCAAGAGGCGGACUACAACCUGGACCGGUCUCUGGCCAUUCACAGGGUGACUUUGAUAGGUCUUCGACUGGCGAUCAAGCUCUUUAGCGUCAACGACCACCAUUAAGUACCCUUUCGAAGUAUUUCAACCUUUUGGUGGUCAUGUAAGACCUAAACUCGGCAGAGGUCUCUCAAAUGAGGUGCCUGUAGUUUCAUUUCAGUAUAAGACCGUGGGUCCAGGGUGUGGCUACCUCUUGCCCAAACCACUUUCAGCUUUUUCUGCAUCUUCCAGACCAUGUUUUGUCUUGUGGCCU
Entelurus aequoreus (snake pipefish) is the source of this 6169-nucleotide messenger RNA. RefSeq names its product sickle tail protein homolog. The record is from RefSeq and is a predicted model, not a curated record. Gene Ontology annotation, cellular component: cytoplasm. The transcript has 22 exons. The coding region runs from base 292 to 5517 and encodes 1741 amino acids. Lineage: Eukaryota; Metazoa; Chordata; Actinopteri; Syngnathiformes; Syngnathidae.